Molecule: messenger RNA, 1355 nt
Organism: Cercospora beticola
Lineage: Eukaryota; Fungi; Ascomycota; Dothideomycetes; Mycosphaerellales; Mycosphaerellaceae
Gene: VPS29
Product: retromer subunit VPS29
Biological process (GO): retrograde transport, endosome to Golgi; intracellular protein transport
Cellular component (GO): endosome; retromer complex
Source: RefSeq, a predicted model, not a curated record
GCAAGAGAUGGCGGUCGACGUGGACGCGGUAUAUGACCUCCGCUGGCGUUUCGGGAUGCUCUCGACGUCGGAACAGGUGCAGGCCAGCCCCUGAAGCGCAGUUCACAGUGCUCCGGUCAAUUAUCGAAGGCGAUUCUCGUGAAGAAAACACAGCUGAGGGGGUCGCAGUGUCGCGGACGAGGCGUGCAGGUUAGAUACAGGGCGGGCAAAGCGUGUGAUGGCAAUGGGAGAGUCCUUUGGGGGCAAUAUCGCGUGUCAUCAAUGGCAGUGGGCAGAGAGUAUUUGCAUUCGGAGCCCGGCAUCGGACACUGCGCGGAAGGCAGACGCGGCAAGUCGGCCGAGCAUCAGCGACACAGCAGGUAGGCACAGCUAGGCAGAGAACGUAGACAGACAACACUACACAUCUUCAACAUGGCCUCGCGAUUAGUACUGGUCCUUGGCGACCUGUUCAUCCCCGAUCGCGCAAUCGACAUUCCCGCAAAGUUCAAGAAACUUUUGACGCCUGGCAAGAUCUCGCAGAUUCUCUGCCUCGGAAACCUGACCUCGCCCUCCGUCUACCACUUCCUCCGCAACCUCGCACCCGAUCUCCAACUCGUAAAGGGCGACUUUGAUAUUCCCCUUGCAUCCACGAGCGCGCAAGAUGGACCCAAUACGGCUCCAGGCGCUGGCUUUCCCAUUCCCACCGCGUUGAGCAAGGUCGUCACGCACGGCAGCUUGCGAAUCGGCUUCACACACGGCGACAGUAUCAUUCCGCCCGGAGACCCCGAUGCCCUGCUCAUUGCCGCACGACAGAUGGAUGUGGAUGUGCUAUGUUGGGGUGGGACGUGCAAAUUCGAAGCAUACGAGAUGGAGGGCAAAUUCUUCGUCAACCCAGGCAGCGCAACUGGUGCUGUGUCGUGGUCAGACGAGACAUUGGGCGGGGAUGAUGAAGACGACGCCAACACUCCUUCGUUCGUGCUGAUGGAUGUACAAGGAGAUGUUCUGGUGCUCUAUGUAUACCAGCUAAAGAAAGAUGCCGAAGGGAACGAGAACGUGGGAGUGGAGAAAGUGUCCUUUCGGAAGAACGCAUAGGGCAUUGCACACACGAAAGAGGGCGGACGAGCUGAUGCUGGGCCCAACGCAGCCGAAGAGCAGCAAGAGCGAAUAAUGCUACAGACAUGAAUAGAUUGCACGAUACAGAUCUCCAGCACGCUAUGCGUCGCUCAGACCAUAUGCACAAUCCACAGUACGCGCUGACGAAGAAGCAGGGCCGGACACAUGCAUACGAGACUGUCUGGCAUACCAUGCAGACUGCAAGCAAGUUGUUAACCGGACAAUCAAUGAGCCAAAAAUCAUGCAUGUUUCAGCGAGACGAU